Molecule: messenger RNA, 1329 nt
Organism: Striga hermonthica
Lineage: Eukaryota; Viridiplantae; Streptophyta; Magnoliopsida; Lamiales; Orobanchaceae
Source: the annotation of a GenBank genome assembly
AUGAAUGUAGCGUUUGAGCAUGCUCUGAAACACGGUCCAACAAAUGGUUUAUUCCUGGUAACAAUAGGCUGGUUUGUGGAUAGCGUGAGAAGAAAUGUUAGGCUGGAAGAAGCACUCUACAAUGUGAAUAAAAUUGUGGAUAACGGCAUUCCUAGUGACGUCUUGAAGCGGGUUGAUCAAAACUUUGCUGCAGAGAAUUCUUCUCUUCCUGUUGGUGUGCAUAAGCAUACAAAACAACCCCACAUGAUCGAUGCCUAUGUAUCCCAGUUUCCAGAAAGGGAAAGUAAAAGACAGAUUGUUUCUUCCUCCAUUUCUGGUCAAUCGUUUUAUAUUGACAAAGAUGUCCCAGCCGAACUCCGGAGUAAGGUUGCUGAGGCUAUAUCUGCUGAAGGUGCUAUCUUAGUCGACCAAUGGUUUGUUGGUUGCAAUGUUACUCAUGUUGUAUGCGAAGGACCUCCUGUGCAAAAGUAUCUGGGGCAUUCUAGUAAUCUUGUCACACCAUAUUGGGUUCUAAAGUCAGCUAAAGAAAAAACUCUACAAAGACUUGUCCACUUAUCAGCUGAUUUGGCUCGGUAUACUGGAGCAAUGCUUGAUACUCUCCAGCACGGUGUUUCCAAGGAGGAAAUUGACAGAGUAAUUAGUUCAAGAGAUGUAGCUAGUCCCGUAACAGAAGUUAGUCACGCAGAAAGGCAAACGAAGGUCAACCUAGCUAAAGAUGGAGUCCGAAAGAGAAGAAAUCGCCGAAUGCAGACGUGUCAAACUCCAAUACGUCCCAUAACCCCUGGCACCCUUUUGGACUCCAUUUGCUGGUCGAUUUCUGAGCCGACCUCGACUGCUUCUAUUUAUACAGAGUCUUCAAGUGUAGAAAAUGCCACUGAAGACCAUACAUCAGUGUUCCUUGAUUCAAAGGAAUCUGAGACUUCAUUCGUGAACUUAUCUCGCCCACUUACAGAAAGUGAGAAAUCUGAGUUAAUAUUCAAAGGCCAUUUUCUCACCAUCAUGUUCCCGGUUGACCGAUUUUCGGAAAUGGGCCCUUGUUCGAGGACAUUCUUUAGCAAUAACGGGUUUACGUGUUUGCAAGUGUUGGAUUACAUCUAUGCAUUUUAUCAGGAGAAUAUGUCAGCCGAGGAAAUUGAAAUAGCGAUCCACACAGACUCGAGGCAUGCUGACCGGCUGAGAUUCGCUUACUCCAGCAAAGAGGCAGCGGAGACUGGUCAUUUAGAGUUUAAGAGGAUCGAUUUUCUGGGCAGCCGAAAGAGUUUUGAGAUGUUGAAACGUGUAUCGGGCGAAAAUAAUAGUAAUCUUUAUGAGCUGUUGAUCAGGGCAUGA